AUGUCUCAAAAUAAAAGUAACAAGCAAAAAUCCAAAGCACUCCCACUAUUAUCUUCUGUUGAAAGACAGGAAUCAAUAUGUUCUUCAACGUCAAAUGAAACAAACUCUGAUUAUUUUGAAAACUCUGCAAGUUCUAGAGAUACUGGAGAUUCUGAUAGUUCUAAAGGUUCUGGAGGAUGUUCUUUAGCACCU
Messenger RNA from Dentiscutata heterogama, 192 nucleotides. The record is from the annotation of a GenBank genome assembly. NCBI's taxonomy places the organism in Eukaryota, Fungi, Glomeromycota, Glomeromycetes, Diversisporales, Gigasporaceae.